CACAUUCGUUUAUUAAUUUCACCAGGCCAUUAGCAUUUCACAAGAAACCUUAUCUGCCUGGGGCCAAUGAACACUCAAAAGGAUGACCUCUGUUAUCCACCUCUUUUUCACGUUACAUCAAUGUAAACAAACACUUGGGCUAAGGGACCUAAUCACACCCAUUUCUGUGUAUUUUAUACAAAUGUUGCAUGACUUUAAGGUGCUGUAGGGGACUGUAUGCUUUAUCCAGUGUAAACCACGUGCACAUAUUCGCUAACUGCAUCCUCUUCCCUGUCAAACCCAGUGUAACAAUUCAGCAUACUAAGCAGCUCCCCUACCAUUAAUCACAUAACAAGAAAACUAUAUUUUCUCACAUUCGUUUCCGUUGUUUGGGCAAUCAAAUGGCUGGAUAACUCUAAAAAACAUAGUGUAAUUAAUUGUGGUCCGAGGCCCAAUGCGUUUCAUUUUCGAUUGGUGUCAAACGCUGUGUUUUGGCCAUAAAACACUUGAUUCAUGAUGUCAGAAACCAUUUCUGCAGCAAGUACAGGCCUAACAGGCAGAAGACGAGAUGCCUGUUCACGCUAACUUAUGAAACGUUUUGAAGUAAUUUGCAUUCCAUAAGUGUACACGCAUAUUUUGAUAUAAAUCUAUUAAUAUAAAAUAAACCGCUUUGAUUUCGAAUUGUUACAGCGGAUGUGAACGGCAAUCGAGAUAAAUCAGUAUAACAGUCUCGACAUCCAGUUUAACGGAGGGAGUUAGUUCGGAGCAGACAAUCGCUUCAAGUGUAAUCGCCUAAACAAAAUCGAUUUAGUUUCAGACCUGCUUUCGUGUUGCGCCCGACAUUAGGCCAACGGCGAACAAUAUGGGGAAAGGCGAGGACUGGAAGGAUUCCGAGACGGAAUGUUUAAUAGCGAUCUGGAGGGAGCCACAUGUACAGCAAACGCUGACCAAUUCAAAACGGAACAUCCACGUGUAUCAACAGAUUUCCGAAACUCUCGGCAAGGUUUACGGCAUCGACCGGUCUGGUGAAUCGUGUCGGUCGAAAGUGAAGAACAUGAAAUCGUGGUAUAAGCGUGAGAAGGAGAAGAGAAGUGUGCUGCCCGAGGGGUCGGACGUCUGUAAGGACAGUUCUCUAUUCCACCUGAUGGAGGAGGUUCUCUACAGUGACCCGACACUGUCAGGGUCCAGGCAUCUCUUCCCCACUGGCCUCGUCUCAAAUUUAAACAAACAUGACAGUGCUUUUCUGUCUGGGAAGGAUGAUUUUCAAAUUGUUAAGACUGAAGCCAUUUCUGGCAGUGAAAGUGAACUGGAUAGUUUGGAAAUCUCAGAUGAUAAAGAUGAAAACUUUUAUUUAGAUAAUGGGAGGAGAGAGGCUGCAGUUGAGGUGUCUAAUCAAGGGGAAACAACUCCAUCACAUUUAGAUUCAAGGGGGAGUAUUCUGGGUAGGGAGGGAAAUGCACUUUUCAAUUCAAAAAAUGUUACCGAUAUGGAAAUUCAAAAUUGUUCCAAGGUUAAUGAUGUUUGUGGUUUGGAGAUUUCAAGUAGUCAGAAAGAUCAACAACUCAAACUUUUCAGUUCAGCUCAAAAUAAGAAACACGUGGCAAACUUUCAAACAAAACCUGAAACGCGAUCACAUAUUAAUAGAAGGAACAAACAAAUGAACAGUAUAGGUAUUCGAAACAGAACUGUGGGAACAAACAAUUUUUACCACAGUCUACGUCGACAAGCAAGAAAGAAUUUGGUCUCUCGAUGGUCACAUUUCAGUCUUGCCAACAAGAGACAACGAAUUAAUGAUAAUACUCAAAGUCAAAAUUGCAACAGUUUUCAACACACUGAACCAAAGAAUACUGUUUUAACACUCAGCCCGAAUCGGAAUAACUUUCAACUCAAGCAAGUUUGUCAUUCAGAACCAAGAACUUCCUCUAAAUCAUCAGACGGACAUCCGGUUGCUAAGGAAACCCAUCCUAAAGAUUGGCCAGAUCAGCAGAACACUCUUGUUGGUAUAGCUAACAAGCAUCUGAGCGAGCUGGUAGAGAAACUUGUUGAGAGUGAGCGCCAACAUUUGGCAUUGAGGCAGAAAGAGGCAGACGUGGAGCUGCAGGACGAACGAGAAGGAGCGAAUUGCCAAUGAGAAGCUGCGCAUCGCAAUGGAGGAAACGCAGAGAAGGGAAGACAGGGAACAUCACUACAGAGUGAUGCAGCUGGUGUUAGGGCGAACAGUGGUAGAGGGAUUGUCUGGUGGUCUGUCGGACAAGAAAACCUGAAUGAAUGAAUGAGAACUCGCAAUACAGAGUGAAGUAGCUGGUGUUAGAGCGAACAGUGGUAGACGGAUUGUCUGGUGGUCUGUCGGACAAGAAAACCUAAUCAAUGAAUGAGAACUCGCAAUACAGAGUGAAGUAGCUGGUGUUAGGGCAAACAGGACCAGCAGUAGACAGUCUGUCAUAUAUUCAAAUCAGAAUAUAAUUUUUGUUGAUGCAAUUUUCAGAACGGUGGUGCAAGUAGACUGGUACACUGCUGCUGCAUCUACCAUGCACUAAAACCGGGACCCGCUGCUGUCGUCGUAGACUAGUCCACCUGCAGAUUAAAAUCUGAAUCUGAAGUUGUGAUCUCGAGAAUUUGCGUCAGUCUCGAUACCUAUC
Messenger RNA from Gigantopelta aegis, 2618 nucleotides. RefSeq lists its product as uncharacterized. The transcript is spliced from 3 exons. The record is from RefSeq and is a predicted model, not a curated record. Lineage: Eukaryota; Metazoa; Mollusca; Gastropoda; Neomphalida; Peltospiridae. Gene Ontology annotation, biological process: positive regulation of DNA-templated transcription. Gene Ontology annotation, cellular component: nuclear body. The coding region runs from base 842 to 2110 and encodes 422 amino acids.